AUGUGUUUAAAUGUUCAUCUUGCUCUCAAUCAACAUUUGCGGAUGCCCACAACUUGUUAUCCUCUAAUGAUUUUUCAACCUUCAAAAUUAUGUCGUUUUUAUCAUGCUCGUGUAGCAAGUUGUGGGCAAUCAAGACAGUAUACAGACAGGAGAUGGAUUCAAUAUAUGAAAAUCUGGUUGUAUUUGAUUCGUGGAUUGGAAAAUUCUGGUUAA
Messenger RNA from Dracunculus medinensis (Guinea worm), 213 nucleotides. The record is from the annotation of a GenBank genome assembly. NCBI's taxonomy places the organism in Eukaryota, Metazoa, Nematoda, Chromadorea, Rhabditida, Dracunculidae.